UAGUAGAGCCACGUAAUCGAUUAUAAAUUAUAAACCAGCCGCAAGUAAUCUUAUAGGUAUAAAUUAACAAGUAAUUGACAUUGUCGGUGCUAUUUGCGGUUCAGUUUUGUUUUGGAGUUUUGAGGUUUUGGACACUUUUGGUUAAACAAACUAAAAAAAGUUGACAACUACGAUACUUAAAUUGUUUAUAACAGACAGGGUCGACAGGGAAGAGAAAUUUAGUUGUGUGAAUACUGUAAAUUUAGCAAGUGUAACAAAUAAAUACAUAAUAGUUAUGACAGAAUCGAGAUUCUGGUAGCACGUCAAUGACGAACUCGAGUGAUGACAUUGAGAAACAGAAUCAGUCACAACAGCAAAAAGCUUUCUAUGCUUGAUUUAUUGUUAUUGUAAGUAAAGAUAAAAUAAUACAAGUACAAGUAUCAUGCUCAAAAAAGAAGAAAAAAAAAUACGUAAUCGUAAACAAAAAUCGCCCGAGGCAGCUGGUAACAGGCAACCAAAACCGAGCAAAACCAAUAAACACGGCCAACUUCCCCGGGAUAGCGUGUCCACGUCAUCAGAGCGAAACAACUGGCACACGUCCCUCUUUUACAACCUUGUCGUUGUCGUGUCUGUCGCGGCUGUGGCUGUCAUUGCCUACGUGGGUUUCAAGUCGACGAGAGUCAAUACACCUUUCAGCCAUGACAAGCUGGUGGAUUGGAGUAAACUGGACAAGCAGGAGUACUACUGGGGUACUUAUAGACCAGGUCUUUACUUUGGGACAAAGACGAGAGUGCCAUACUCCCUUGUUACUGGGAUGAUGUGGUAUCCACAAGAUAUGUGGCUGCUUGGUUUGGAGCCUAGGAUGAGACAUUGGUGCGAUCAAAACGAUAAUCUGGAAAGGUAUGGAUGGCUCAAGCACGAUGGAAAAAACUUUGGUGUGCAGGAGAUUGUUGAUAAGGGUACGCUCAUUAGAACAUCCUUUAUUAAGAACAUACAUGGUAACAACGGCGGAGACUGGACGGCUCACAUCAACGUUACAGAGAUCAAGCCACUGCCACAGCAGAAGAGGAGAAUAACUCUGCUGUACUAUGCUGCUAUUGAGAAUAGGACCAUGGGGGAGAUAAAGCCUACGAUAGAUCAAGUUAUUGAUGGUAAAUAUUCUGAAAGCAGGCUGGUAAGCAUAGAUGGUCGGACAGAGGAGCUUGGCUUCUUCAAAAUAAACUUUAGUACUCUAAAGGGAAAGGAUGUGCAAUACUCUUAUCUGUCAACUUAUGCUUCGAGCUUGAGUGAACUAACAGAGACUGUACUUCAUGGUUUGAGAUCUGUCAAGGGUAGCAUAAUUUUGCCUGGUGAAGCAAGAAAUCCAGUAAACAACCAAGAAAAUAAUUUGAUCGUCACACAUAUAACAGCAGAUCUACCUUUAGAGCUGGAGGUAAGUUUUGAGCGUGAGAGCCAAAAUAGGAAAGAAAAGAUCACUGGCGACAAUUUUAAUAAGAUGCUGGAAACCCAUGAAAAGGAAUUUGAUGAUAAAUUUGAAAGGAUCUUUAAGUUGAAAGAAAAGGGCUUUAGUAAUGCGCGAAUCAAGUUUGCUAAGCUGGCUUUUUCUAAUAUGAUAGGCUCCGUAGGCUACUUCUAUGGGUCACCUCAAGUACAGAGUGAGCACACCCAAAAACCUGUGCCUUACUGGAAAGCUCCUCUUUUCACGGGUGUGCCAAGUAGAAGCUUUUUUCCACGUGGUUUCUUAUGGGAUGAGGGCUUUCAUGGUAUGCUGCUCUCACACUGGAAUCUCGAUCUAGAAAUGGACAUUAUCAGUCACUGGUUUGACUUGAUGAAUGUCGAAGGCUGGAUACCUAGAGAGAUGAUUCUUGGCGAUGAGGCGCUAGCUAAAGUUCCUGAAGAAUUUGUUGUCCAGUUCAAUGCUAAUGCUAAUCCUCCAACUUUCCUCAUGACAUUAAAUUAUAUUUUGGAGCACAGACGAGAAGAAUUUCAGACACGACACUUGGACUUGCUGGAAAAGCUAUAUCCAAGAUUGCAGGCUUGGUAUGAUUGGUAUAAUACUACACAGAAAGGCGAACAGCCCAGUUCCUACAGAUGGCGCGGAAGAAAUCCCAACACUAACAAAGAGCUCAACCCCAAGACCCUAACGUCAGGCUUGGAUGACUACCCAAGAGCCUCUCAUCCAAGCAAAGACGAGCGACACGUUGAUCUGCGCUGUUGGAUGGCUAUGGCAUCUAAAGUCAUGGCCACCGUAUCUGACAUCCUUCAAAAACCUUCUCAAAAGUACAUGGACACUUAUGAGUACUUAGCUGAUAACAGGUUGCUCAACGAAUUGCAUUGGUCGUCAAGAGCUGAGCGUUACUCGGACUUCGGCUUACACACUGACAAGAUCCAGAUGAAAAAGAUUAAAAAAAUAAACCGGAACAACCAAGAAACUUUUGAGACAAUACGCGAGCAAUUGGAGGAUCCUAAAGAACAAUUUGUCGACUCUAACUUUGGCUACGUUUCGCUUUUCCCUUUUAUUUUACGUCUAGUAGAGCCCGAUUCGCCUCAGCUGCAGAAAAUCCUCCAGGAUCUCAAGAAUCCAGAUCUACUGUGGACAGACAUGGGUCUGAGGUCACUGGCAAAGUCUUCACCGAUCUAUAAUAAAUAUAACACGGAACACGAUCCACCAUACUGGCGUGGACCUAUUUGGAUCAACAUGAAUUAUCUGACUGUAGCAGCACUGCAUCAUUAUUCAAUGGUUGAUGGGCCAUACCAGGCCAAAGCUAGGAUGAUUUAUUCACAGUUGAGAAAGAACUUGAUUGAUAACAUUUUUAAACAAUAUAAAAGAACAGGGUAUAUUUGGGAAAAUUAUGGAGAUAAUGAAGGGGAGGGUAAAGGCAGCCAUCCUUUUACUGGAUGGAGUUCCUUGGUUGUUUUGAUAAUGGCUGAGUUGUACUGAGAUUAAUUUAUUUCAAAUAAUUUUAAUCUUACAACACAUAUAAAAUGCAAAAAAGUACAGGAGAUUUGAAUGAUGCUCUUGUAACAAAUUUGAGUUAAGACUUUAUAAUUGCAUUUAUGUAGUUUGUUUAUUGAAUUUUCAUAAACUUAAAUAUUCAAUUUUUUUAAAGAAAUAAAAUCUUACUCAUAGAUUGAAUAUCUUGUUUGUAAUUAAUUGUACAUACAAUUACUGUGAUUAUGUACGGUAUGAACCAUAGUUUUAAUUUAAUGAAAAGUUACUCUUGAUACUAAUACAUGAUAAAAUUUUCAUUACAAUUUACUGUUGACACUGGUGCUCUUCAAGGAGAUACAAAACUUUUUCCUAUGGAAAAUAGAUUAUGCUUAAUGCAGAUAAGUCUUGCUUAAAUUUUAUAAAUAUUUACUAGUGAAAUUACUCUUUUUGUAAUUUUAAAACAUGUGAUUCAACUUCUUGAAACCAUUCCUAUCUUUAGUGCAAUACUUGAUAAUUAUUUGUAAGUGUUAUGUUACAUCAAGCAUGGGUGUAUAACAUCAAAAAAAAUUAUACAUCAUGUCUAAACUAGACAAAUGUCCAGAAAC
Copidosoma floridanum is the source of this 3516-nucleotide messenger RNA. RefSeq lists its product as uncharacterized. Gene Ontology annotation, biological process: protein N-linked glycosylation; oligosaccharide metabolic process. Lineage: Eukaryota; Metazoa; Arthropoda; Insecta; Hymenoptera; Encyrtidae. Gene Ontology annotation, molecular function: Glc3Man9GlcNAc2 oligosaccharide glucosidase activity. Gene Ontology annotation, cellular component: endoplasmic reticulum membrane. The record is from RefSeq and is a predicted model, not a curated record.